AUGCCCCAACAUGUUCCUAUCGGAGAUGAUGCAUUUAAAUUUGAUCUGGCCGCCCUGCAGACUGGAGUUAUGCACCCGGAGAUGUCAUCAUCGGCCAUUUACAGUAGUGAUAAAACAUACCACCACUAUCGCGACGACUGGCGGCUUUUUGAGCUGGGCGAGUUCGUCAUCCACAAGGGACCGUUGCAUCUCGCUGAAGGAACCGAUGAAGUUCUAAGUUGGCCGAUCUCUGUGACUAUUCCCCUGGAGCCUUCACAAACAUGCAGACAAGGUCAUAUCCAGGACGCCAGUUUCGUUCCGUUGGAGGCGGAUCAUCCGGCUCAUCAUACCUUGCCCGGCUCGUUUUAUUCCCAUGGCGAGGAUUUCGGCUCAGACGAGUCAGAGGACCUUGUUGAAUACUUUCUCCAAGCGAAGCUCCGAUAUGAAAAGGGACAUAAACAGUUUGACUUUGGCAACCAUCAUCGCGACCACGAAGCUGUCCGACCCAUCUAUCUGCGACAUCCGAUCCCACACGAUGAUUUUAUUGGUAUCCCGAAGAUGUUCACGGGAAUGAAUACUGUCGUGAGUCAACGACUUCUCCCGGGCAUGGAAGAAGCAGAUCUAUCUUUCAAGCAAAAUUUCCAGAAAUUCUUCCAUUCGUCCAAAGUCCCACGUUUCCAGUACACUCUGCGCUUCACCGUUCCCACCGCUCUUCACUUGGAUGACCCAACCCCACUGCCCAUUCAAUUGGAGAUUCAACUGGAUCCCACUGGGACCAGCGACUCCAUUAAAGAUGUCGACCAAAAUAUACAAAUUCGCGAGAUUAAGGUGUCUAUCAGAAGUCAAACAGAUGAUCGUGCGCCGGGAGAUUGGAAUCUGUCGGGACAUAACAACGAAUACCACGACAAGACGAAUCUGAACCUAGAGCGUCUCUUUGCAGAACUGGAAUCUCCACUGGUCAUCCACACCGGAAAGCGCAACGAGCCGAUUCAUAUUGGGAAUGUGUUUCAGUUGACUCUUCAUCGCUAUGGUUUGAAGUCCAGGAAUCGAUCCCUUCAAGGCUCAGAUUUUUGCAAAUAUGGCAUUCAGCCUAGUUUCUUGACCUACAAUAUUCGACACCACCAUAUGAUGGAAUGGAAGAUUUCAUUGUCUAUUGCUGGGGAAGAUACGAGUCACAAGUAUUCUCUGCCGGUGCAAGUUAUCGGGCCAGCGUGA
Messenger RNA from Penicillium malachiteum, 1194 nucleotides. RefSeq lists its product as uncharacterized. Bases 1 to 1194 code for a protein of 397 amino acids. The transcript has 2 exons. The record is from RefSeq and is a predicted model, not a curated record. Lineage: Eukaryota; Fungi; Ascomycota; Eurotiomycetes; Eurotiales; Aspergillaceae.